This is a messenger RNA of Plectropomus leopardus (leopard coralgrouper), 5294 nucleotides long. RefSeq names its product selectin P (gene selp). Gene Ontology annotation, biological process: cell adhesion. Lineage: Eukaryota; Metazoa; Chordata; Actinopteri; Perciformes; Serranidae. Gene Ontology annotation, cellular component: membrane. The record is from RefSeq and is a predicted model, not a curated record.
CUCAGAAUCAUCUCAUCAUCAAAAGAGCUGAGACUGAAGAAAUACUAAGAGUCUUCUCAGGGUUACCACACAUACUUGUUAAAAUGAAGUCCUGCCUUGGAUUACUUCAAACCCGUGGAUCUAAGACCUCAUGGAUCAGCUUGACCUUUCUUUGCUCAAUGCUGUGUAUGUGGACAAGUGUAGACUGCUGGUCCUACUUCUACUCUAACUCCACCAUGAACUGGCAGCAAGCUAGAGACUGGUGCCAGGAGAGCUACACAGACAUGGUAGCCAUCCAGAACCAGGAGGAGAUUGAGCAUCUCAACAGCUGGCUGCCCAAGAAAUCCACCUACUACUGGAUCGGGAUCCGCAAGGUCAAAAAUGUCUGGACCUGGGUGGGAACCAACAAGACUCUGACAGCAGAAGCAACCAACUGGGCGAUUGGCGAACCAAACAAUGGCAAGAAUGGAAGGAGUGCAGGGGUGAAUGAGGAUUGUGUGGAGAUGUACAUAAAAAGAAAUGCACAGGCAGGCAAAUGGAACGACGAGAGGUGCGGGAAGUUGAAGACUGCUCUGUGCUACACAGCUGCCUGUAAGAACGACUCAUGCCUCCAUGGAGACUGUGUAGAAACCAUCAACAGCCACAAAUGUGAUUGCUUUGAGGGCUUUUAUGGAGAGAGAUGUGAGCACGUUGUUAAGUGUAACAAAGAGGAGGUGACCGUUCCUGAUAAAGGAAGUGUAAAUUGCACUCACAAAUACGGAGACUUCUCCUAUGACUCCUCGUGCCAGUACUCCUGCGAGGAAGGAUACAAGCUGAAUAUGUCAAGACCCCUGACAUGCACUGCCUCCACACAGUGGUCAGAGCAGCUCCCUACGUGUGAAUUGGUCCAGUGUCCAGAACUGUCAAGUCCAGCAAGAGGAUCCAUGAAUUGCUCUGAUCCUCUGGGCCCCUCCAGAUACCAGUCCACCUGUGUUUUUACCUGUGAUGAGGGCUAUGUUCUCGCUGAUUCCCCGUCCAACACUCUGCUAUGUGAAGGGUCAGGAUUUUGGAAUGCCUCACAGCCCACUUGUGUUGCUGUGCAGUGCCCUGCUCUACUGGAGCUGGACAAUGGUGUUGUCAGCUGUGGAGAUGAUGCAGACACUAGGUUUAGUUACGGAAACACCUGCAGUUUCAGCUGUGUCACUCGCUACAACCUGGUGGGACCGAGCAUGAUGACAUGCACAUCAGCGGCUGAAUGGAGCGAAAGGAUGCCUCGCUGUGAAGCCAUCACUUGCAAGAAUCCAGGGGGAGAAGCUCACCUCAUUCCCGAGUGCAGCCAACCUUUGACCGACCUGAGGCCAGACUCCACCUGCAGCUUCAGCUGUGAGGCAGGCUUUGAACUGCAGGGAGUGCAAACAGCUCAGUGCUCUGGGGACGGACAGUGGAGUGACCCCAUACCCACCUGCAAAGCAAGAGGAUGUCCUGUUCCCGAGAUCCCAACAAGUGUCCAGAUUAGCUGCAGCCCUUCUCUGUCUUCACCUGCUUCUACCGUGACCCCCCAUCCACUUGGUAUGGUAUGCACUUUCAACUGCGAUGAAGGCCACGAGCUGCAGGGUGCACUCAGCAUGGAGUGUGUAAAUCCUGGCCAGUGGACCUCCACACCACCAAACUGCACAGCAGUCAGAUGCCCAUUGCUUGAGGCUCCUGAAAACGGACACAUCAACUGCUCAGACAGUGAAUCGGUGUUCAACUCACAGUGCUUCUUCACAUGCAAUCAAGAUUACUCACUACACGGACAUGAGGUGCUGACCUGUGAUCGCCAUGGCAAUUGGACUGGAGAGACACCAACGUGCCAAGCUCCCAAACCUCGGACUGCUGCCAUUGCUGCCGGUGCGGCAGCAGGGGGCGCUCUGUCAUUAUCAGCUCUGUCUAUGGCUUUGUGGAUCCUGAAACGACUGAAGCGGAAAGCUACCAAGUUUGAGCUGAACAGCAACUCUGAGAUUGAGGAGCCUCCACAGGUCUUCUACAAAAACAGCAUUGACAGUUGCUCCUUGACUGAGAUUGUCUUGGGCUGGACAUAUCAUCACUCAGAUAAGAAGAUAAUGAACUGGGCCGCGGCCCGACAGUGGUGCCAGACCACUUACACAGACAUGGUGGUCAUCCAAAACCAGUUUGAGAAUGACUUUCUGGUCUCCAUGCUGCCAAAUAAAACCAAGAGUCCAUAUUACUGGAUUGGAAUCACUAAAAACCACAUGAAUGAACCUUGGACAUGGAUUGGGAAUAACAGCACAUGGAUUGGUGAGCAGUCAUGGGCAGCAAACGAGCCCAACAACAACCACAGCACAGAGUUCUGUGUGGAGAUCUACGUGAACCAAGGACCAAACCGAGGGAAGUGGAAUGAUGAGAAAUGUGCCAAUCGGAAAACUGCUGUUUGUUAUAAAGCUGUGGAAUGUCCUGCUCUGCCUCAGCCUGAUAACGGAUACCUUAGCUGCUCCGGAGGAAACCUGACAUUCAACUCAACCUGCCAGUUUAAAUGCUACCCAGGCUUCCUGAUGACAGGCUCGCCGGCUGUCACCUGUGGGGUCACCGGAAUCUGGAGUGGCCCAAGACCUUUUUGUGCAAAUGAAAUGAUGUUUCCAGAAUCAGUCGACAGACAAAAACUGCAUCACAUGGUGCUGACAGCUGUAUUCAUUGUUUUUACACAAGACCUGAGCAGCAGAGGAGGAGCACAUGCAUGGACCUACAGUUACAACACCAGUCCAAACCGCAGAUGGCUCGAAGCCCGCCAGUGGUGCCAGCAGCACUUCAAAGACAUAGUGCCCAUUCGGAACCAGGAGGAGAGUGACUUCAUCAACAACCUGCUGCCAUUUAGCCCAAAAUAUUACUGGAUAGGCAUAGGCAAAAAGGCUGGAGAAUGGGUCUGGGUAGAAACUGAUGAGAAGUUGCCUAAAGGGCUUCAGAACUGGGCCCCAGAGGAGCCAGAUAACAUAGUGGGUCAGGACUGUGUGGAGAUUUACAUUAAGAGGGAGAUGGACACAGCCAAGUGGAACAACGAGAACUGUCGCAAGAAGAAGGGAAUCAUCUGCUACAAUGUCUCUUGUGCACAGGAUUCCUGCAGUGCCAAUGCAGACUGCAUUGAGACCAUUGGGAACUAUACCUGCCAGUGCCAUCCUGGUUUCCAGGGCUCACGUUGUGAUGAGGCAAUUGCAUGCAAACCUUUGCUGGAUCCAGAACAAGGUUUUCACAACUGUUUCCAUCCUUAUGGGUCCAAUCAUUUCAACUCUUCCUGCCAUUUCCACUGUGAACUUGGCUUUCAGCUAGUAGGCGUGCCCCAACUGCUAUGCCAAGCUAGUGGACUCUGGGACCACCCUGUCCCUCUGUGUCAAGUCAGACAGUGUCCAGUCCUGAACCACACCAACAUCAGCGGUGGUAUUCUGAACUGCAGCCACCCUGUUGCACCUUACAGCUACAACUCCACCUGUGAGGUCAAUUGUAAUGAAGGCUAUGAACACAGUGGAGCGGACCAUAUUCGCUGUGACCACACCGGCCAGUGGACAGCCAGUGUCCCAACAUGUACAAUCAAAAAGUGCUCCCCCAUUUUCUUCCCUGUCACGGGCAACGUGACAUGUGUGGACACUGUGCAGCCCUUCUCCUUUGGCUCACGGUGUAACUUCACCUGCCAGGAAGGCCGCUACCUGACCGGAGACAACACAUUCACUUGUCUGGCCUCAGGACAAUGGAGCAACCCUUCACCUACAUGCACAGUGGUAAAGUGCAGCAGUUUAAAGGCUCCACCUCAUGCCUCCAUGCAAUGUCAGGACCCUCUCGGAGCACACAGCUUUGGCUCAACAUGCACACUGCAGUGUGAAAUAGGAUUUGAUAUGAUUGGCACAAACAUGACGAAAUGUUCUGCACAGGGCAACUGGAGUCAUGCACCUCCUGUUUGCCGGGCUAAGAGGUGUAAGCCAUUAAAUCCUCUUCAUGGCUCCCUUAACUGUUCUGACCCAAAUGGUUCCUUCAGUUUUGGUUCUCUGUGCACAACAACCUGUGAAGAGGGCUUUCUGCUGAAUGGUGCAGCCAGCACUGAGUGCACCUCUCUGGGCAUUUGGAGUUUAGACAUACCACAAUGCUUGGCUAAGAGAUGUCCCACUCUGAGCUCUCCUUCUCAUGGCUCCUUGGUCUGCUCCGAUACCCAUGAAGAGUUCAGUUUUAGAUCUCGGUGCAAGUCAACAUGCGAGGAGGGUUUUCUUUUGAAUGGGACGGCUGACACAGAGUGCACCUCUCUAGGCACAUGGAGCACAGACGUCCCUCAUUGCUUUGCUAAGAGAUGUCCCACCCUGAACUCUCCCUCUCAUGGCUCCUUAGUCUGCUCUAAUCCUCGUGAGGAGUUCAGUUUUGGAUCACAGUGCAAGUCAGCGUGUGAGGAAGGUUUUCUCCUGAAUGGGAUGUCUGACACAGAGUGCACCUCUCUGGGCACAUGGAGCGCAGACAUGCCACGUUGUUUGGCGCAGCCAUGCCCCCUACUGGCCAAGGCUCCAAAACAUGGGAGGAUGAACUGCAGCCAUCCUUACUCCCCUUUCAGCUACAGCUCCCACUGUGACUUUGAAUGUAAUGAGGGCUUCUGGCUGAGAAAAACACCAACUAUGACAUGUAACUCCUCAGGCCUCUGGAGUCAAGAUCUGCCCACCUGCAACCCGGUACAAUGUGAGGCCAUUAGUGCCUUGCCUUUAUCUCUGGCUAUGAACUGCUCCCAUCCUAUGGGGAACUUCAGCUUUGGCUCCCAGUGCCUGUUCACCUGUGGAGAGGGAUUGUCCCUGAAUGGCACAGAGGUGAUGUCUUGCUCCUCCAGUGGCAUUUGGAAUGGCAGCCUGCCUAACUGUGCAGAAAAUAUGCCAGUGGGGACUGCAAUGUUGCUGUCUACGAGUGCAGGAGCAACCUACAUUGUCUUGCCACUUAUCCUGAUUGGCCUGGCUUUGUUGGUUAUAAUGGGAUUUAAGAAAAGAAGAAAACAGAGCACGUCUUAUACACCAGCGUGGGGGGAGAGAGAAAAUCCAGUAUUUGAAUUUGAGACCUGAUUUUUGUAACAAAUCAUUUCAAAUCAAGAUUGCAGCCUAAUGCUUACUAUUGUUCUAUGAAGCUUGUUAGUAAAUAUUAUUGAUCGUCACAUUCAAAGGAAUACUUCACAAACAAAAUGAUAAUUUGUAAAUCAAUUCUUCAUGCUGUGUUAUGUUGAAUCAUUGAGGAAAACUUUGUUUUUCUUGCAUACCAGGAAGACUGCGAACAUUCACUGAUUGACUGGGGACUAUGUUAAAUAGAAACAUCAAUGUACAAACUCG